AUGAAUGCAGAACAGGAAGCUGAACUUGCUGCUCUCCGAGAAGAAAAUUCUCGACUUCUGCAGAAUCAACAACAAAACGCAAGACCUCCAACACAACCAACAAUCAACCGUGUGGCAGUGAAACUUCCACCGUUUUGGGCCGAACGGCGCAGCUUAUGGUUUUCUCAAGCUGAGUCCCAAUUUAUUAUCUCGGACAUAACAAAUGAAACCACUAAAUUUCAUUAUGUUGUUUCACAGCUGGAUACUCGUGUGGCUUCCGAAAAGCUCAUUGAACGCUUAUCAGCAUCAGAAGAGCAACGUGUCCGACAACUCAUCAGUGAUGAAGAACUUGGUGAUCGAAAACCUUCACAAUUUCUUCGUCACCUUCGUUCUCUUGCUGGUCCAUCAGUUCUGCAAGACAAUUUGUUGCGACAACUUUGGUUGCGACGUUUACCAUCGAACGUUCAAGCAAUCCUUACAUCGAGAUCAGAUCUUUCUCCUGAUCAGCUUUCUGAGCUUGCUGAUAAAAUCGUUGAAGUUUCUCCACCACCAAUUCCUUUUGCUGUUCAUGCGACAUCAAAUAAUGAACAGAACCAAAAUUCACAAGCCCUUUUCGAAGCCAUUGACACUCUCACAAGACAAGUUGCCGAGCUAUCUUCGAAUAGAACUUUUCGAAAUCGCUCCAAGGCCCGAGGAAGACAAAAUUCAAGAAGCAGUUCUAAGUCUGCGAAGAGAGAAGGAUAUUGUUGGUAUCACUCCAGAUACCAGCACAAUGCACGUAAGUGUAAUAAAACUUGCAGUUUUCAGGGAAACUUAAACAGCAGUCUAUAA
This is a messenger RNA of Episyrphus balteatus (marmalade hoverfly), 810 nucleotides long. RefSeq lists its product as uncharacterized. The transcript is spliced from 2 exons. The record is from RefSeq and is a predicted model, not a curated record. The coding region runs from base 1 to 810 and encodes 269 amino acids. Lineage: Eukaryota; Metazoa; Arthropoda; Insecta; Diptera; Syrphidae.